GCGAGGCAAAUGCGAAGAUGUCAGCGAUCACCAUACGCGCCAUGACAAUCGGGGAUUACGAGGAGGUCGAGGCCUUUCUCGCAGUGCACUUCUUCAAGCAGGAGCCGCUAAUGCUGAUCCCCCAGGAGGAUCCCAAGCAGAGCGAGGUGUCUUCCGCGGAGGCUGAGCUACACCGCUCGCUCAUACCCCAGGAUCUCUCCCUGGUGGCCGUCGACGGGGAGCGCAUUGUGGGCGUGGUUCUGGCCGGUGAAUUGGUACCCGAGGAUCUGGAGAGGGAGUACCAGGAGGCUGAGCAGAAGGAGAUCACGUGCCUGCUGGACAAGAUACACAAGUUUCUGGCCGGGAUCGAGCGGCAGGCCAAUAUCUUCAAGCACUACGGAGUGGAGCGGGCGCUUUACCUGUACAUGCUCGGUGUGGACGUGUCCAUUCGACGCCAGAGAGUGGGCACCCGCCUGGUGGAGGCCACCAUUGAGCUGGGUCGCCAGCGUGGAUUUCCCGUCGUCACAUCUACCUGCAGCAACCAGAACUCCAAACGCCUUAUGACCGCCCUAAACAUGGAGUGCAUACUCACAAAGGAUUACGCGGACUACAAGGACGAGCACGGGGAGAUCGUCCUGCGGGCAUCCGAGCCACACACCUCCGCCAGUGUCGUGGCCAUACGACUGUAAGAGUAGGAAAAUUACCAAAGAAUGUAGAAACAUAGCUCAUGGCAACAUGAUAGAUAGGCAAUAUAAGGAGGGGGAGUCGUAAGAAACUAAACCGAUUUUGAUAGAUAAGAAAGCUUUGUUUAUGUAGACAUUGUAAUCAACUUUGUAUUGUUUUCAGUUCAAGUAUAUAGGAAUUCAAACUAUUAUCAUAAGUGUUUGUCGUUGAUUUCUUGGGUCUUGCAAAAUAAAUGAGUAAGCGUGCAAUUAACCGGGUAUUUCCCAGCACUGUCCCAUCCAAGAUCGUAACUCUUCCACAU
Drosophila melanogaster (fruit fly) is the source of this 964-nucleotide messenger RNA. RefSeq names its product arylalkylamine N-acetyltransferase-like 2 (gene AANATL2). NCBI's taxonomy places the organism in Eukaryota, Metazoa, Arthropoda, Insecta, Diptera, Drosophilidae. The transcript has a single exon. Gene Ontology annotation, molecular function: acyltransferase activity, transferring groups other than amino-acyl groups; aralkylamine N-acetyltransferase activity. The coding region runs from base 18 to 668 and encodes 216 amino acids. The record is from RefSeq and is marked reviewed. Gene Ontology annotation, biological process: fatty acid metabolic process; melatonin biosynthetic process.